Messenger RNA from Petromyzon marinus (sea lamprey), 4542 nucleotides. Its product is annotated as N-arachidonyl glycine receptor-like. Lineage: Eukaryota; Metazoa; Chordata; Hyperoartia; Petromyzontiformes; Petromyzontidae. Gene Ontology annotation, cellular component: plasma membrane. The record is from RefSeq and is a predicted model, not a curated record. Gene Ontology annotation, biological process: phospholipase C-activating G protein-coupled receptor signaling pathway; positive regulation of Rho protein signal transduction. Gene Ontology annotation, molecular function: G protein-coupled receptor activity.
UUGCGGCCAACUUCCCCGACGUGACGCGGACGUCAUUCGGCGGGCAGUGAGCAAUCAACCGGAAUUCGUAUUUUUUUUCGUCGCCCCGUCCGUCACAUUCGCGCACCCAAGUUCAGCUUUUAACCAGUUCCCUCGAAAUAGGAAGCUGGCCGUGACCACAUGUCGGAGUAGAAUUCACGCGGCAGCUGCUCGCUCGCGUUUUGGUCACGUCCGUGCUUCUAAAGAGGAGGCGAAAGAAACAUGUUUUAAAAAAAGGGGAUUUUAUCAUUUUUAGCACCCAAAGCGAACAUUAUUCUUACCCUCCCCUCUCCCCCCCUCCGACCCGGACACCCUGGAGUUUUGCCUGAAUGUGGAGGGUUGGCGUAACCAGAGACGGAUCACAUUACGGACCAACUCCCGCACAUCAGACAAGGUGGACGGACGCGGUGGAAGGAACGUGGCAACAUUUGAAAACCUCCGGACGUUGGGAACUUACCCGGGCUUGUUCUCGCCACCGUUCACGAUCUCACUGCCGCGUGAUCCUCCACUGCCCUUCGAUCAACCCGUGGACGACCGGCACACCCACGCACCCACCCAACCACGGGGAGAAGGCCCGUGAAGGCCCAUGGCUUUCGGUGACGCCAACGCGACGGCCGUCGGCGGCGCGGACGACGAGUCGCUGUGGUCGCAGCGAUGGUACGCCGCCCUGAACAGCGUCGUCUACAGCGUCACCUUCGUGGCCGGCUGCCUGAUCAACGGGCUCGCUCUCUGGGUCUUCACGCACACCUCCAAGAAGAACAAGGUGCACAUCUUCAUGAUCAAUCUCACCAUCGUGCACCUCAUCGCCAUCGCCUUCAUACCGUUCCGCCUCUUCCACUUCAUCACCGGGGGCUGGUCGCUCGGCAAGUCGUUCUGUCGCGUCCUGGUGGCCGCCCGCUGCGUUUUCUCGGCGGCCACGCUGUGGUUCUUCACCUGCAUCAGCGUCGAGCACUACCUGGCCGUGGUGCACAAGGUGGCCGCGGGGCCGAUCCGCCGGGCCAAGGUCUACCGGCUCGCCAGCGCGGCCGUGUGGCUUCUGGUCGCCACGCAGAUCCCGCCGAUCAUGCUCACGGAGGAGGCCAGCAAGGCGGUGUGCAGUGGCAGCUGCCACAAGAUGAGCGUGAUCACGUGUUGGCGGGAGAUAUGGCUGCAGCAGCUGGUCAUGACCAUCUUCCACUUCCUGGCGCCGUUCGCCGUCAUCACCGUGACCUACUUUCACAUCGUGAGGUUCCUGCUGGGCAAGAGGCAUCACGGCGGCGGUGGCCGCGUCAAUGUCGGCGGUAGCUUGAGCGGCAAAAAGGGCAGGUCGAAGCCCCUGAGGAUAAUCUUCACGAUCAUCGCCUUGCUGGCGGGCUUCUACAUGCCCUACCACAUCGGCAUGGCCAUCCACCUGGGCACGCGGUGGUUUUGGAGCGACGGGGCGGACGACUGCGGCGGCAGCUCGGGUGCCAUCAUCGCCUGCCUCUCGCUGCUCAUGGACGUCAGCUGCUGCGCGCUCUUCCCGCUGUACUUCCUCGUGUCCAAGUACUUCAGGCAGCGCUUUCACAGCGUGCUCGUCUACCAGCGGUACCUGUCGAGGCUCACGAGGAAGAGGCGUGCGUCCGUGGCCAUGGACUCCCUGGAGUGACCUCGUGGUCGCGGUUGCCAUCGGCGGCAGCACCAGCAUCGUCAGCGGCGUGUGUCGAAUUUGAGGCCAGGAGGUUAUGCUGGUAGGAACGAAGUUGUAAACUGAGUGUACCAGCCUGCAAUAGAUUAAUGUGUCCGUCCGUCCGUCCCCUUUCAAUACUUUAACGAAGUGAAAAAUUCCAAUGUUCCUACCAGCCCACCCUGCAAGGACCUGUUUUCGUUCGAACCGCGUGUGCGGUGCUCAUGGGACUCUCCAGGGAUGAGAGACUCAUUUGGAAGUGUGACGAUGAGUGUGGGGGGGGGUCACACAAACUCAACACACAAAGCCGUUCGCAUGAAAUGAGUUUUGAAUCUAAAUUUAAAAGUGCCACAGCUCCGGUGGCUUCCUGCAGCAACGAAGACCAAGUAGAAAUCGGCACAAAAACAACUGUGCCACGCGAGCAAUCGAAAACACUGCACGGACUCAAAAAGACACUUUCGUACGGGAAGACCACUUUUAGACGAAUGAUGUGGUACAAUGACAUGAGUUUCAGAAACGCCAAACAGAAAAUUGGCGACUAUCGCACCAACGUGUAAACACACCGGGUUGUAAGGAGUCAGCUGCAAUUUUCAGUGACGUUAUCGUAAAGAAUCGACAGCUCAGCGUCAGAAUUGUUGUUUUGGUAGGUGGGUGACCGAGGACAUAUUUGAAAUGAUGGCAUUCCAGGAGUUUGGGGCAUUCACGGAGAAACAUGCCCACCGCAUUUACACCGAGUAUGGAACUCUGUGAGUCUGUUUGGUUUCGCUAUGAGUCCGUGGGUCUGUGUGUGAGUCUAGGGGUAUCUGUGUGAGGCUGUCAGUCUGUGCGUGAGGCUAUUGGUUUCUCUAUAUCGGUUUAUCUAAACGUCUAUGCCACUCUCUAUAAGUCGAUGGGUGUCUGUGUUCGUCUAUGGACUUACAUGUAUGUGUGAGUCUAUUGGUUUAUCUAUGAUUCCAUGGGUCUCUCUCUCUGAGUCCAUGGGUCUCUGUGUGAGCCUUUGGAUCUACGUAUGAGUCUACCUAAAGCGAUGGGGUUCCAGGCGUUUGGGACAUAGAGAAUGAGUGAGCUUCGCGUGACCUGUUUUGUCCUCGGUACAAUGCACUUUAGUGUUGUGGGGCACCUACGAUUUUGAACACGUUGGUCCUGAAGUCAGUCGGGGUAGGUUCUUGUUACACAAUUACAAAAGUACACAUCACCCCUUCUGUUAUGAUGGCUUUUUCUUGCCAUUUACAGAUUUUGAAUGAGCAAUAGACACAUCGCAAGCACAACGAUCAAUCACCAAACUAACGCCUGCAUCGCCAUCAUCAUCACCGUCAUCAGCAGCAGCAGAUCACAAGUAUCGUCAUCAUAAACUACAUCUGACACCGCCGUGACAUCGACGCAUGGCGCCCCCCAAAACAUGGGGCCCGGGGCGAUCGCCCGAUUCGCCGUGUACCCUAGGGACGGCUCCAGUAACAACACAAGUACGAUCACCACCAAUACUACCACUCCUUAACUUAACACCAUCAUCAGUAGCGGCAUAUUUAUCACAAUCAAAAACGCGACCAACACGAAUACCACCCACCAACAACAGUAGCAGUAAGAAGCACCAGUAUCAUCACUAUCACCCUACCACAGCAAUCAUGUAUCAGCAUCAUCAUCACCACCACCACCACAAUCAUUGUGUUUACAUUGCACAAGUUAAGUGUCAAGUUGAUUUUAUUUAACCAGGUGAGAACGCAGGAGACUAGGAUAGAGUCUCAUUUGCAAGAGCGACUGCCUCGGGGUAUCAGUCCGCCAGGAUGGCACGACGAUUGCUGCUCUGCGUGUUUGUCAUCACAAUUGGCUUGGGAGCAGCGGCGUAUGCGCACUCACUGCGUCACGAACCCGGUCCACCCGAGUUCGAUUUCCGGCUCGCUCACAAUAACAGUGGCGAAUAUUGGAACCGCUCCUGGGCCAUCCCCUAGGUCGACUCGUCCUUGAAUGAGUAACCCUGGUGCGGUGUGUAAAAACAUCGCCACUGGGAAGACAAAGGCGCCCGGGCCUGGUGCUGGCCACCCACCCCCUCGUGUGCCGUGCCGGCCUUCAUAGGUGCUCGCUCACAACACUUGCCCCCAAAACUCUGUUUAGGCUAUAUGGGGGACCUUCAUCUUUGUAAUCCCAAUCGAGUACCUUUGUUCAGAAAAAAGCACGUUACAAAUGCGCCACCUUCAACGUUACGUUUUGCACAUGAACGUGUUGUGAACCGGUAACAAUGCAUCGCAAUACAGAAGGACAAUUGAGUUUUAAACGAAGAAAAACAUGUCUAUAUAUAUUUCCUGUUAAAUAGAUUAUGGCGAAGGAGCGUUGGACGCGAUGUAAUAUAAACGCCAACACAAUCUAAAAAAAAGUGAAGACCUAUGGCAAAAAAAGAGUAAUGAUUAAAGAACCAAAUAAGCAGGCCGUGUCUCAGUCGCAUAUUAGUCUGCACACACAUUUAAUUUUUCUUACACGCAGCUUUCCGGGAGUGCGUGAUUUUACAAAGCACUGUUUCAAGAGAAGUACACUGCACCGGUUUUGACAUUCACCGUCUCAUCAACAGAAACGGGCUUCCUUGAACCAAUGCUGAUGAUCUAUCUGCUGAUCUUACAGGCAAGGGCUUGUAUAAUGUAUGUGGCGCUAGUUCAACGCGACGUUAUAUCGUAAUACAGUGCCAAACUCAAAGCAAUCGCGCGCGUCGCUGUGGAGAAUAUGAAUUACAAAAAUACAUUUGCGCGAAAUGUCUCCGCAUAUCGGUCGCCCCGAUGCGCCGUAGCCUGGGGGACGGCUCUGAAUGCAGAUCGCAUGGUUGAUUGGAUUUGUAAACGAAUAUGGUCGAGAUAUUAAAAAAAAUAUCUUUACGCACGCGCCGGCUAAAUUAA